This is a messenger RNA of Caenorhabditis sp. 36 PRJEB53466, 210 nucleotides long. The record is from the annotation of a GenBank genome assembly. NCBI's taxonomy places the organism in Eukaryota, Metazoa, Nematoda, Chromadorea, Rhabditida, Rhabditidae.
AUGAACUUCUACUCUCUCCUCCUCUUCGCCGUCCUCUCCAUCGCUCUCGUCGCUUCAAACGACGGCGCCACUCGCGGACCUCCCGGAAAGUUCGCAAGAAGACAUGGACUUCAAGAGUACGGAAAUGACGACGACGGAGUAGUCAUCAUUGGCAGCGUGGACAAGGGAAUCGCCAGAGUGCCGCUGAACUAUAGAGAGCCCGGUUAUUGA